Molecule: messenger RNA, 343 nt
Organism: Acanthoscelides obtectus
Lineage: Eukaryota; Metazoa; Arthropoda; Insecta; Coleoptera; Chrysomelidae
Source: the annotation of a GenBank genome assembly
AUGAAUUUCAACCAUGGGUUUAUUAAGAAGAUAAAUGGUUAUGGGACCACUGGGCCUAUAAAUUUCACCAACAUUAAUUUCAUAUUCUAUACCUCCAGCACAGAUACGACAGUGAGCACAAUCACUAUCUUCCGUACAAAACAGAGGACGCUGGCAACUACACCUGUAGCCCAUCAAACCUGGACUCUGCCAGCGUCUAUCUUCACGUCCUUAACGUAAUUUGCAGCAAUCACCAUCAAUCAAGAAGCGUCUGGGGACUAGUGGAACUCCUCACAUCCAUAGAAAAUGGGAACUAAUCCAUGUCUUGCUUUAACUAAGAUCUAAUUGAGAAAAUACAUUCUAC